UGGAUUACUGUUUCACAAUUAUUGCUACGGCAUUUACACUAUCAUAUUUCGUUCUAUGUACGAUUGAUAAUGCUUAGUCCUAAGCCCGCCGUAUCACCGGAGAGGCUCUGUUUAAGUAAAAUGAUUGUAAGGCGAAACCGCUAACGGUUAACAAUCAAAAAGAUUCUUUGGACGUACUGAAAGGCUGCAAACAUGGAUGGUAGUGGUAAUUACUUACGCACAUCUGCAAAUUCUAUGAUGAACGGCAGUGGAGCUGCGGAAGAGUUAGAAUUCAUUUCAAUUCCGAGUACGAUUACUCGUGACAGCAAUUGUAAUACAUCCGUUCCGCCAUCGAAGACACCGCGAAAUUUUAAAUUAUUAGCGGAUCCGCAGCUGAUAAAAUGUGGUGCCAAGUUAUACCGUUACGAUGGAAUUGUGCCUGGAGACCCAACUUACCCAACAAUUACGCCACGGGACCCACGAAAUCCACUGAUUCGAAUACGUGCCAGACCUGUUGAGCCUGUUGCAUUACUUGUGCCUCGGCUUGUGAUAGAUUCCAACUACGUAGGACAACCACCAGCAACUGAAGUAACAGUGAUCAACUUAAACGACAACAUUGAUAAGCAGUUCUUAUCAAAUAUGUUGGAAAAGUGUGGUUCGGUUGAUGAAAUAAACAUUUACCAUCACCCGAUGACGAACAAACACCUCGGUGUUGCGCGCAUUGUUUUCGAGAGCACAAAAGGAGCGCGCCAAUUUGUCGAAAAAUAUAAUCAAAAGUCUGUUAUGGGAAAGAUUUUGAAUGUUUUUUGCGAUCCAUUUGGUACCGUGUUAAAGAAAACUAUUGAUAAUUUGACGAAUCCCAUGGCUCCAAAACCAAUUGUCCCAACCAUUUCUCACCAAACAACGAAGCAGGUAGCUAUACAGGGUGAAUAUGGCCAUGAUUACAAAGAGCUAAAUGGAAUGAAAAAGUUUAGCAGCAUUGACUAUGAUUUGUAUCACAAAGGUACGGAAUUCGGAGAACAUGAUCGUAAAUGGGAACGCGAUCAUGAUCGUUAUUUAAAAAAUCGAUCUAUUGAAAAGCCGUAUGAGCGGGAACAUGGAACACGCGAUAAAUACACAUCCUCUCUUCGUCACGAUCGACACUACCAUAGUCGGCGCUCUCGGGAAAAAAGCCCAGAGCCCAACAGAGACAGACUGUUCAACAGUAGAGAAAGGGAUCGCGACGUCAGAUCAGGAAACUAUUUACGGUCAAGGGAACGCGAUAAGUUUCGAGAUCGCAAUAGCUUAAGAGAUCGGCCUCGCGAUCAGUUAAGAGAGUCAAGAGACUAUCGUUUAAGCUCAUCGCGAGAACAAGAUUAUCGGGAACGGGACCGAGAUCGACCAAAUAAAAUUGAACAUAAAGACGCUGUAUCAUCAAAGUACUCUAAGCGGUACUUAAGUCGCGAAUACAAUGAGAUUAAAGGUGGAUGUUCAAAAUCGAACUCAUAUUAUGCGGAAACCCCUGUGUCUAGUUUAUCACAAGACGAUGCCUAUGGAUAUAGUAGCUAUAGUUACACAAUGUCAGAUCGUAUUCAAACCUGGUCUAGCUCACACAGAUCCUGGAUUGCCCCACAGCCCAAUUCUUUGCCACAGCCACCACCGCCUCCACCACCGGAAGAAGAAGAAAACUGGGAUGAACCUCAAGCACCCCGCGAAACUCUUAAUAAAAAGGCUCCAAGCCAAAACUCUUCUUCAUGCAAAAAGUUACAAAUUCCAAGUACAUUAAAAAUUAAGAAACCGAUGAGCGGCUCUGUGAAAGAUACAGACUCGGGAAAUGUAGACUUAGAUACCCGUAUCGCUUUAAUAUUUAAAGGCAAAACAUUUGGGAAUGCACCACCUUUUCUACAAAUGGAUAGCAGUGAUUCAGAUACUGAUAAAGUAAAAGUUGAUGAGGUGGAAAACCCAUAUGUGCAAAGAGAUGCAGCAUUUACGAAUAAAUGCAAACAAAUACAAGAAAUUAACAAAACUUUAGCUUUGCAGCAACAUGAUGCUAGCGACAUUUCAAGUGACGAUGAUAUUUUAGUCAAAAAAGAAACUACGAGUCUUAUUGUUUCCAAAGAUCAGUCGGAGCAAAUUAUGGAUGACAAUAUGUCACUGUCCAGCUUAUCUUCACACGAGGAAUCAACAAACGCAUCUCCAAAAUUAAUAGAUCAACCAAAUUCAUCUGUAUUGACGAAAGUAGUCUCAUAUAUUUAUCCUCAACCAGGAGAUCAAAAUAAUUACUAUUACCAGAACUCUUCAUACGGACACUACGCUUCAUCAAUGACAGUAAACUCAGCAUUAUCGGGAGGCUAUAUGUCAAACACUAACUACAUCCAAUCACCGUACUUGUCGGGAAUAGUACCUUCUGAUGCAUUCAGUUUAAAUCCUUACGUCCAAGCCUAUGGUUGUCAACACUUGCAGACCAGUCAGAAUGACGAGGUAAAACAAAAUGUAAGAAAAGUUAUGGACUGCAUUGUUGAUGAAUUAAAACAAAUUCUGAAGCGAGAUGUAAACAAACGCAUGAUUGAAACAACGGCUUUCAAAAGCUUUGAAGCUUGGUGGGACGAGCAAACGACAAAGGCCCGUUCUAAACAGUUUUCAUCCAUAGAUAAAUCCAUCGUCCCAACAUCUGUAAAUCUUGAUAAAAAUACCAGUCGUGAAAAGCCUCCUGAUAUCAAUCAGCUUAUCAAUACGCAACGAAUUAUAUCAGAUUUUCAGUCCUUUUCUGGCAUUGGGAUCAGGGCCACAAUGCCAAAGAUGCCUUCUUUCCGUCGCGUUCGUAAGCAUGCUAGUCCUGCUCCCAACCAAAAAAGUGGAGCAGAAAAGGAUCUCAGUGACCAAGAAGAAAUGGUUCAAUGUUCUGAUUCGGAAAAGGAAGACUCCAACAUGGGAAACUCGGAUGCUCCUGGUACCAAACUAAAAAGCUGCAAUUACGAAAAGGAAAGUACCAAGCACCAAGACAACAUCCAAUCACAACGAAAGGGAAGUGCAUCCAGUUUUUUUUCUUCGUCUUCAUCUUCAUCGUCUACUAGUGACAAUGACGCAGAUGAAGACGAUGAAGCUGAAAAUGAAAGGAGUAGUGAUGAUAGCAGUGAGAACCGAUCACGCAAGCCACACCCGCCACGAAGUAAUCUACGAAACUUGUAUUCAGACUCUGAAGAAGAGGAUAAAUUGUUUGCUAAUACAAUUGAGAAUGAGCGGACAAAUAAAAUGGAUAUUUACUCCGACACGGAUGAGGAGGAUUAUAGAAAGGCAAAAGCUGAUGUAAUACCUUUAAACCGAGCCAAUCAUAUGAUUUCAUCGAUACCUUCAGACCUUGAAGAUAUCAGCAAAGAUAGUAGUUUGGGGGAUCUAGAAUCAAAACAUAACUCAAUGCUCAAAUCAGCCGAUAAGACCGAUGAAGAAUCUCGACGAUCACCUACACCAGUUCCCCCUCCAGAUUACAAUGAGGAGACUGUCGAAGAAUGUAACGAUAAAAGAAAGUGCAAAUCACAAUUUGAAUAUGAUCGCAUUUACAGCGACUCCGAUGAAGAACGUGAAUAUCAAGAAAGGAGACGUAGAAAUACCGAGUACAUGGCUCAGAUUGAACGUGAAUUCUUAGAAGAGCAGCAAAAGAAACUACACCAGAUCACUGAAAGUUCAAAAUCUGACCUAAAACUAGAUAUUGUGAGCUCAGCAUGUGUUGGAAUGCCUGAAACUCCUGAUAUUUCUAAACCCCCUCCUACACCUGGUGUGAAAUUAUUAAAUAAUUUUGUUGACGAUGUACUCUCGUAUAGUGUGAGCAAGGGGAAGACUAACACUGUUAAGAACAAAGACAUUGAUAUUCAAAAGAACAACCAAACAGAUCUAAACGAAGAUCAAGAAAAAUGUCAUAAAAAUGCCGAUAUUUUUGCAAAUGAAGUUAAUCCUAACACAUUAGUAAAUGGAAAAACUCCAUCGUCUCCAUUGGUUGAUAGUAAUCAAAUUAACAAAGGAAAGCAGUCACCCGCCUCUUCCGACAGCGGAUCUAGUCAAGUGUCUCAAGCCAGUCAAGUGGCACUGGAGCACUGCUAUUCACUGCCUCCGCAAGCUCAGGCUAUUCUUCCAAAUAGUGGUUCGUCUGUAAUGUUAGAUGUUAAGAAGGAAAGAGCAUCUGAAAACGACAUACAUAAUACUAACGUCCAACAGGCAUCUAGACCUGGUCCAGGUAGGCCUCGUAAAGAACCAGCACGUAUUCAAAAACGAAGGAAGGAGUCUGUGACACGUCGAUCAAAUGCAAAAAUAAAAACAGAGUUAAGAGAUUCCGCAGCGGAAGUAGCUCGGCAAAUAGCAAACUUUGUCCCUUACGAAAUGUAUGAUUUACGUGAUCAAAAUGAGGAAAUGGUUAUCCUUUAUGCAUUCCUCACGAAAGGCAUCGAUGCUGAAGACAUAAAAUACGUAAAGACAAGUUACAUUGAGCAUUUGCAGAAGGAGCCCUAUGCGAUGUUUCUUAACAAUACGCAUUGGGUGGAUCACUGCACGACGGAUAGGACGUUCUGGCCGCCUCCUCCUAAAAAGCGUAAAAAGGAUGAUGAUCUGUUGCGCCAUAAAACUGGUUGUGCCAGAACGGAAGGAUAUUACAAACUGGACGUUCGAGAAAAAGCGAAACACAAGUAUCACCAUACAAAGGCCAACUUAGACGACGCACGCAACGAAGAUCGCUGCGAUGAGCCAACUGCUCUUACUAAUCACCAUCAUAAUAAGCUUAUCUCCAAAAUGCAAGGAAUAUCGCGGGAAGCGCGCUCAAAUCAGAGGCGCCUUCUAACCGCUUUUGGCUCAAUGGCUGAGUCCGAGUUAUUGAAGUUUAACCAGCUCAAGUUUCGAAAAAAACAACUCAAGUUUGCCAAAUCUGCCAUACAUGAUUGGGGGCUGUUUGCGAUGGAACCAAUAGCAGCAGAUGAAAUGGUUAUCGAAUAUGUCGGUCAAAUGAUUCGACCGAUUGUUGCUGAUUUAAGGGAGACAAAAUACGAGGCGAUUGGCAUUGGAAGCUCCUAUCUAUUCCGAAUUGACAUGGAAACCAUUAUUGACGCAACAAAAUGUGGUAACUUGGCGCGAUUUAUUAAUCACAGUUGCAAUCCCAACUGUUAUGCUAAGGUUAUCACAAUUGAAUCGGAGAAAAAGAUUGUUAUAUAUUCAAAGCAACCUAUUGGGGUUAAUGAAGAAAUAACAUAUGACUAUAAAUUUCCGUUAGAGGACGAAAAGAUUCCAUGCCUUUGCGGGGCUCAAGGUUGCAGAGGAACGCUUAAUUAAACGAGAAAAUAUAUAGUACACAUACACACGUAUGAUUAUUUAUUUAUGUUUUGGAAUAUACAAGGUUAUUUUCGAAAACGAGUUUGAAUAAACAAAUUUGAACACAAAUGUACAUAUUUUAGUCAAACAAAAUUUUUGUUAAUAUUAGUUAAUUAGUAAUUCCUUAAAAUUAUACCACUUAAAAUCAUAGUAAAAAUAAUAUAAUUAAUCUAUAACUGCUUUUAUGUUUUUAGUUGUAUCCUAUAAAUACAGACAUCCGGCAUGAUAAAUAUAGGCAUAAGUAAAAUUCUAAUGUGAAUAUUCAAUAUUAAAAUAAAAAAAAGUGGCCACGCAUGGUUAUUAUAUAAAUACACACCUACAUAAGACGAAUAAAUAAAUGUUGCAGUUGCAAAAUAA
Molecule: messenger RNA, 5664 nt
Organism: Scaptodrosophila lebanonensis
Lineage: Eukaryota; Metazoa; Arthropoda; Insecta; Diptera; Drosophilidae
Gene: Set1
Product: histone-lysine N-methyltransferase SETD1
Exons: 6
Coding region: 193-5268 (1691 amino acids)
Cellular component (GO): Set1C/COMPASS complex
Molecular function (GO): RNA binding; histone H3K4 methyltransferase activity; protein binding
Source: RefSeq, a predicted model, not a curated record